This is a messenger RNA of Laccaria bicolor S238N-H82, 1401 nucleotides long. RefSeq lists its product as uncharacterized. The transcript is spliced from 9 exons. The record is from RefSeq and is a predicted model, not a curated record. Bases 1 to 1401 code for a protein of 466 amino acids. NCBI's taxonomy places the organism in Eukaryota, Fungi, Basidiomycota, Agaricomycetes, Agaricales, Hydnangiaceae.
AUGUGUGCUGGCCCAUUAUUUGCUCCAUACCCUGGCCUGCCCCUCGCCCAGCAGGUCAACGAAGAUGCACUUGACGUGUUUCCUUUGAUUUGGUUGGUGCUACUCAUCAUCUCUCUUCUGAAACUGGGGUUUGCAUUUAUCCUCAUCGUCGUCCUUGCACUUGUGUUCAAUAUUAGUACCAAUGUUAUUGGUUUCACCUAUGCUGACUGCAAUUCCAAGCAAAAGUGGGCUACGAGUGUUGUUGGAUCCCAAUGGGCAAUGGGACUGGGUGGAAUUGGUAGCCCAAUCAACGCACCGAUCGUCGCACCGCCCGCCCAAGUCUUCCCAGCCACAAACACCCAAGGCCAGAGGAUCUGCAGACAAUGCGGUUUCCCAAGACAGUAUAAAGACAACAAGUGCGUUGAAAAAUGGGGCCCUGGGCUGAUGGGUCCUAGGACUGUUUGUGAUCAGUGUAAGAAAAUGAAACGCGUCGAGAGGCGAGGAACCCUGGAGACGCAACAACAAAUGGCGGUCAUGCACCAGCAGCCUUCGCGAGGGGGGUCGAUGUCACAACUUCCGCUCUCUCAAGGCUCGGAUCGAUCGAUACAUAGGACGGAUAUGGUUCUCACACAUCAUGGAAGUUUCUUGCAGCCCUCGCAAUCCCAAUCGCAGAUUCUGGGGAGGGAGCCGUUGCCCGCACGCGCAAACCCAGGCUCCACCGCGUUCAUCGCACUCGCAUCCAUCCCAUACCUCGCAUUUGAGAACCCCCACGGUCUGAACCGUAGCCCUCCGCCUUCCAUAGCUGCGUUUGAGGAGGACGAAGGGGAGGAGGAGGAUGCUGAACAUGAACGUGAACAAGAGCAUGAUGGGGAGGAUGGCGAUUCAGAGCAGUUGCUGCUUUCGAAUGUUGGGAGGGGAGGAAAGGUUGGGAGUAGGAGUCGGGCGGGUGUGAAGAAAAAUGGUGCUACUGCCGCUGGAGGGAAGAGCAGCACUGGUGGGAGGAACACGCCUGCGGGUGGGGGGAGGAGCACGCCCGCGCGUGGUGGAGGGAGAAGUACCCCUGUCAUAGGAGGAAGAAGCACGCCAGCUGGAAGAAGCACUCCAUCAGGAGCGAGAAGGACGACGCCAGCAAACAAAAAAUCGCCGUUGGGUGCGGCAAUAUCACCCACACUUGGGAUGGAGGUGGACGAGACGGACGCUGAUGCUAAUGCGGAUGCGGAAGCUGAGGCUGAGGCUGAGGCUGAGAUUCUAGGUGCGGUUGAAGCGACUGGUGGUGGGGAUCAGGAGUUGGUUGAUGCGGAUGGGGAUGCAGAGGCGGAGCUGUUGGAGGCUGUGGAUCCUGCCGAGGUGAAUAGCAGCAGCAGCAGUAGCCAUGGCGGACCGAGUGGAGGCGGGUGGAUGAAGGAGGAAGAUGGGGCUUGA